AGUUUCUACAGCCAUCGUGAUCAGUCGUAAUCAGUCAAAUUAAUACAUUUUAAAAUAUGUUUUGUCGGCAGAGUCCUACCCCCACCUCCACGCGGUGCCGACUGGAAACGGAAUUCCGGUUCCGGCCAACGGGGGAGGCACAGAAGGCAAACUGUAUAAAACCGAACACCGGCGGAUCAACACCAGUGACCAGAGGGCCAACAUCGCCCUCCAACCACCGACAACCGACCGAAGGCUCGACGCGAAGACAACCGGGAAGCGGGGACCAAACGGUUAGAUCGCCCAGCGCCUCAGUACCAUCAUCCAAAACUGCCCACAGCGGCAAUUGUGCCCUUGGGCAUUAGUAGGACACCCACAGCACGGCUUGGUCACCGUCCGGGUGAUCGCGAUUGAUGUGGAAGGGCGCUCGGGUCGAACGCCUCAAGUCUCCGCCGACCGGGAACUCAACGCACCGAGCAGCACGCAGCAAGAGACACGGAGGAAACAGAAGGAAAACUGUAUAAAACCGAACACCGGCGGGUCAACACCAGCGACCAGAGGGCCAACAUCGCCCUCCAACCACCGACAACAGACCGAAGGCUCGAUGCGAAGACAACCGGGAAGCGGGGACCAAACGGUUAGAUCGCCCAGCGCCACAGUACCAUCAUCCGAAACUGCCCACAGCGGCAAUUGUGCCCUUGGGCAUUAGUAGGACACCCACAGCACGGCUUGGUCACCGUCCGGGUGAGCGCCUUUCCUCGGGCCGAACGCCUCAAGUCUCCGCCGACCGGGGACCCAAUACGCACCGAGCAGCAGUAGCAAGACACACGGAGGAAACAGAAGGAAAACUAGGAAACCAACAACGGCGACACGCGAACUCCACAACAGCUCAAGGAGAAGACGCGACGAACGAGAAGUCAAGACUGGCUGGCAGCGAAGCUGGGUCGAGAACAGACAAACGAAAUCAGCAGGCCUUCAGCCAAAAUGUUAUUCCUCACCCGAUAAAAUGUAAUAAAAUUAAUUUAAAUGUGCGCCCUCAGGGGACCCAAAAAAAAAAAAAAAAAACAGGUGUAAAACAUUAUAUAAAUUGUAUUAACUUUAUGUAUAAUAAACGAUGGCGGCGCCGCGGCAGUAAUGCGAAAGCAGUUCCCGCGGCGCCGUCGGUUAUAAACAGAAAAAAAAAAAAAGUUAAUAAUUUAUUUAAAAAUAAUUUUUGAAAAUGUAAGCCGAUUUAAUUUUUUUUCAUUUGUAGUAAUUAUUAAGUUAAGUAUUAAAUAAAGACAUUAAAAUUAUUAUGUACAAUAAAAACGUCGUUAAAUAUGAAAUUAUGUACCUAUACCUAAAAUUCUGAUUACUUAAAAGUAAAAAAAAUUUUUAUGGCCCGCGGUAAAAAUUUUUUUUUUCUGGCCCGAGGUAAAAAAAGUUUGGCCACCACUGGUCUAGGCGAUCAGCAGUGAAUUUUAUAUAUCGUCGGCUACCCAGUAACCCACUGUUUUAGUCAUUCUUUAAACCUCUGUCUCUCAAAGGCAUGCGAGGUAUCUUCAAUUAAAAAUAUGAACGGUAUAAUUGGUACAGUUGUUACAUUUUUUUCUUAUUCAGCGAAACGUAUGGAUAAAUUAAAACAUUUCAUUGAUGCAAGUAAUUCUAAUAAAAGUGGUCAUAAUACAAAAAAAAACAAAAUUAAAAAAACUUUGUGAAACACGAUGGGUUGAUCGACAUGAUUCACUUAUAACAUUCAAAGAACUGUACAUUUAUAUAAUUUCUACUCUAGAACAUCUUGAGAAAUAUGAUACAAAUCCUGAAACGUCAACCAAAGCGUCGUUAUAUGUGAGUGCUAUAACUAAGAGUGAUUUCCUUAUCUCUCUGGAAGUAGCUGUAACUUGCUUCUCAUAUAUAAUACAAUUAAGUCAAGUACUACAAAGUAAACAGCAAGACCUAUCUAAAGCUUUAAAUGAUGUUAUGAUUGUUAGAGAAGCUUUAGAAGCCAUUCGAGAAGAUGCUGAUAAAUCCUUUAAGGAAAUAAUGAAAAAUGUUACCACAAUAGCUUCUGAACUUGAAAUUGAAAUACGCAUGCCUCGAAUCUGUGGGAGACAAACUGCCCGAAACAAUGUCAAUGCCAAAGACGCAGAGGAAUAUUAUAAAAUAGUAAUAUUUAUACCAUUUCUUGAUAAUUUAAUCUUACAGUUGCAUUCAAGAUUUGAUAAAAUACUAGAAACAAUUAUACCACUAGAAGGACUCAUACCAUCUAAUUUGUCACAUUAUGAUGACCAAGCAAUCUUAGCUGCUGCAUCUAUUUACGAGGAUGACUUUUUAGUUAGUAUGAAUACAUGUUUGAAAGCCGAGUUAUUCAUACGGAGAAAUCAAUGGCAAUUGAGAGAAAAUUUACCAGAGACUGCUGUAGAAGCAAUUCAACACUGCACAGAGCUUUUUCUAAAUAUAAAGAAGAUUCUUCAAUUAUUUGCUACUCUGCCUGUAACAUCCGCUACUCCAGAACGUACAUUUUCAGUUCUUAAAAGACUGAAAACAUAUUUAAGAGCUACAAUGAAUGAAGAAAGGUUGAAUGGUUUGGCCUUAGCUACAAUAAAUAAAGAUGAAUUGGAAUAUGAAAACGUAGAAAAAGAUAUAAUGACUGCAUUUAUAAAUAAAUCUCCUAGGAGGAUGAAAGUUGUAGAUUGGACAUAAUAAUAGUAUUAAAUAUAUUUACCUUCUAUUUAUUAAGUUGUUUGCAAUAAAUUAUUAUAAAUAAAAAGUUGUUAAAUAUUUUGUUAAUUUCAGCCGGAUGUAUUUAGUGUUUUAUGUGGUCACAUAAUAAGUAUACGAAUUAUCUCAAUUAUUUUUUAUAAUGAAAACAGUAAAAAUUUAAUUUUUAUAAGAU
Molecule: messenger RNA, 2854 nt
Organism: Metopolophium dirhodum (rose-grain aphid)
Lineage: Eukaryota; Metazoa; Arthropoda; Insecta; Hemiptera; Aphididae
Product: 52 kDa repressor of the inhibitor of the protein kinase-like
Exons: 2
Coding region: 1612-2661 (349 amino acids)
Molecular function (GO): protein dimerization activity
Source: RefSeq, a predicted model, not a curated record